Molecule: messenger RNA, 504 nt
Organism: Rotaria sp. Silwood2
Lineage: Eukaryota; Metazoa; Rotifera; Eurotatoria; Philodinida; Philodinidae
Source: the annotation of a GenBank genome assembly
AUGCCGCCUCCGAAUAAACGUCAAAAACACAGUAAUACUUUGGCUGCGAGAAGAUCGAUAGACAGUCUUCCCUCGGAAAGUUCAGAAGAUUAUUCUGACGAAGAAAAAAAAGAAGAAACAGUUCCAUCUGAAUCUGAUGAUCAAAUUGAUUAUAUUAAUUUCAAGGAUGAUUCAAUAAUUCAUGAUAUUUCUGAUUUAUUUUCUUUCUGUGAAACAAAAAUUAAUACUCGUUACCUCAGUACUCUUAUCUACAUGUCAUUACGUCGGUUCGGUCAUACUUUUCGAGAUGCAGAUUUGUUUUUAUCAACAAUUGGAGGGAUGACAGCUAAAACGUGUAAGAAAUGGACAGAUAUAUUGGUGAAUCAUGACUUCGAUGAUUUUGUAGUAAAAGCAUAUCAUGAUGGAAAAGAUUACUUGGAAGUACUAUCAAUGUUUUUCAGUGGUUUAUGUAAAGAUAAGAUUUUGAGUCAUCGUAAAAUUACCAACACGAAUAUCGAUGAUUAA